Molecule: messenger RNA, 1797 nt
Organism: Cotesia congregata
Lineage: Eukaryota; Metazoa; Arthropoda; Insecta; Hymenoptera; Braconidae
Source: the annotation of a GenBank genome assembly
AUGAAAGAUUUAAUGUCAAUUUGGAGCCAGCUAGCUGGUCGACGUUAUACGUCCGUACAUGUUAACGCUAACCACCAAGUAAGCUCACAAAAUCCCGAAGAUUCUUCAGACAGUGAUCCAAGUAGUCUUCAAUCGAAAUCCGCUAUUGUAGUUAAUCAAUUUUUUAAUAACACACUACCAGUACGUUCUAAUAGCAGGCGGAGAUGGCCAAGGAGUAUCUUCACAUUGAUGAGCCUGGGUCUUCUUGGUCUUACUUUUGGCCUGCUAACAUUCGUAAUUCAGCCGUAUGAACUACUUUUUAAAUUAAAAGUUACAUUCAGCAAUAAUGGGGAAAUUUUUGAAUUGUGGAGGAAGCCACCAGUUGAUUUAUACCUCAAGGUUUAUUUAUUCAAUGUGACUAAUCAUGAUAGAUACAUGUCUGGCGUUGAUUCCAAACUCAGGUUUCAGGAAGUUGGACCUUAUGUUUACAAAGAGAAUUUAGAGCAUUCAAACAUAACAUUCAAUGACAACGGAACUGUUUCCGCAAUACCGAGGCACCCACUUACAUAUGUACCAGAAUUAAGUGGCGGAACUGAAGAUGAUAUUCUUUAUUUGCCAAAUAUCGCUCUAUUGAGUAUUGCUAACGUAAUGAGAGAUGCUUCAAUAAUUACUACUUGGCCAUUAAAUGCUCUAAUCAAGCAAACUGAUUCACGACCUCUUGUACAAAUGACAGCGCACGAAUUCAUGUUCGGUUACAAAUCUAGUCUUGUUACCCUCGGUAACACUUUUUUGCCAUCGUGGAUUAAGUUUGAAAAACUUGGAUUGAUUGAUAGGAUGUACGAUUUUGAUGGUGACUUUGAGACUGUUUACACCGGUGAGAAUGACGUAAGAAAAACAGGAUUGAUUGACAAAUACAGAGGUGAUGUUAAUCUACCUCAAUGGACAGGAAAGUGUGCGAAUGUCAAUGGUGCAAGUGACGGAGCCAAAUUUCCUAGUUACAUUGAACCAAACGAUACUCUUCUUUUCUACAGAAAAAGUCUUUGUCGAAGUGCCAAAAUGGUGAGAACGGGUGAAAAAGAUGUCAAAGGUCUCCAUACAUACAAAUACAAAUUUAUGGACAAUGAACUUGACAACGGAGCCAAAAAUACAGAUAACAAAUGUUUUUGCCGGGAAGGAAGAUGCUUACAAGAGGGCUUGAUAGAUGUCACAGACUGUUACUAUGGAUUCCCGAUCGCUUUAUCAUAUCCUCAUUUCUACGAAUCAGACCCUUCGCUUCUCGAAAAAGUAAAAGGACUCGAGCCCAAGAAGGACAAACACGAAUCAUACUUUUACAUCCAACCUAAAUCAGGACUUCCAGUAGACUUAGCUUUUCGCUUUCAAAUAAACAUGGCUUUGCAGGACAUAAGCAGUAUUUCAAACGUCGAGGGUUUUUCCGAGUUAGUGUUACCCCUCCUGUGGUUCGAAAUCGGAAUGUAUGAGCUUCCAGAGAGCAUGAAUAACCGAUUCAUCUUGUACUUGAACGUGUUACCGGUAGUUCAAGAUGUCGCUAUCUACGCGCUCUUCUUGGGAGGAAUAAUCUUCCUCGUGUGGAGCAUCGUGAAGAUAAUGUUGUACCGGCCGAGAGGGUCACCUGCAAGGCCAGGACAGUGGUUCGAAUCCGAUCUUCAACGCAAAAGACUGAACUUCUUUAACGAGAAACGGAAUUCAUUCCGCGCAAAACCUAUGGACACUUAUUACAAUUCUUUGCUUGAACCCAAAGAAGAAAUGACGCCUAUGACUGCAAUGGUUAACACGGAAUUCAAAGAAGACCUUGUAUAG